CUAGUAGUGAACUUCUCUAGUCUACCGGUUUGUUGUGCAUUUUAUAUAUUUUAUCAGUUUUUUAUUUGUAAUUCUUCCUACGUAACCUGUUAAUGUUAUCUACGUUUUUGUCCCUGAUAUAUGUGUUUUUUUAAUUUGACGAAAGAGAACUACGACUUCGGAAGGACUUUUACCAAACGCAAUAAAUUUAGGCUAAACGAUGACGAGCUUGUAAUGGCCCAAAAAUAACUUUUCGCGACAAAAUGAUACACCAAAUUUUCAACCCACCAACGCCAAAGCACAUUUUAGCCUUUAAAAUUUAAAACACAUGACGAAGCGAUACUCAGUCAUUUUCUCUGGAAAGAUGCCUCCAAAAUAAUAUUAAUAACCUGUUUACAAAAUAUCCUAGAUGAGUGAAGUAAAAAGCCAGAGCUAUUAAGAUCCAGGCGUCGCGACGCUUACGUCCCGCUGCUGACUGACGAUACGGAAAGACUGUUAAAUAAUACCUACAAACGCACGUUUUAGAUUUAAUGUAAAUUGUUUAUAUUAAAAUGGAAAACGAUCAAUCGGACUUGCAUCUGGCAAAAUCGGUGGCCGGUGGCAGUAGUGAGAAAAAAGUGGGUUUUGCUAGGCCGACGUUAAUUAUUCCGCCUCCUCAACAAGUGAAUUUUGGGCCCAGUGAAAAGCUGAAGCGUACACCUUCAGUUCCAAAAUCGUCGCAUACCCCUCGAGUAACUUACCUAACUCUCCCCAUACCCGAAGAAGGUUUAUCCACCGAAAGAAAAACCUCCCAAAUAAUGUUCGACCACAUAAACCACCUGCGACACCUUGGAAUGAGUACCGCCAAAACCAGUCUCGGCUUCGGGGAAAAAUUUGCCUACUGGCUCUACAACAAAGUUAAAUCGCUUAGCAAAAAAUGGUUCACUCACUGUUUCCUUACUAUUGUCAUGAUUAUUUACACAAUUGGCGGAGCUCUUAGUUUUAUCGCUAUAGAAGAACCGUAUGAAAGCUCAGUUACAAGACCAGUUCUAAGGGACCUCAGGUAUAUAUUUAUCAGAGAAUUAACUGAGUUAUCAAACAGUAUGCCGAAUCAAACUCAUAACGAUGAAUGGAUGAAACUGGCAGAUGAAAGGAUGAAUGUGUAUUUCGGGCAAGUCAUCGAAGAUGAGCGGAUAAAACAGUUUAUCAAAGCUAACAGGGGACCCAAAGUGUGGACAUUAAUCAAUUCGAUAGUGUUUUGUGCCACCAUUUAUACCACUAUUGGUUAUGGUCACAUGUAUCCAAAGACUAACACUGGACGCGCCCUAUCCAUUGUCUACGCUCUGAUUGGCAUCCCUCUUUUCUUAAUUGCUUUAACCGAUUUCGGCAAGCUAUUUACAAGAGGCAUCAAAUUUGCUUGGUCAUUCGUAAGAAGACUUUACUAUACCGGAAGCUGUCGGAACGUACGGAAAAAUUCCGGAGUAGAUGACAUAUUCAAAGGAGCUCAGCACUUAUAUGACUACGCCACUUUCAAGCGGCCAUCAUUUUUCGACUCAUCAACUUCUCAUCCAGACAAUGAGAGCCAACAGCAAACCACCACCGACACCCCAACAACUCCGGCUAUAUCAGCCUUUGAAAUUGACGACGAGUUUAAUUUACCCAUAUCAGUAGCCCUAUUUAUCUUAGUGGCCUAUAUUUUCUGUGGUGCGGUUAUGUACAUGCUUAUCGAAGGCUGGACCUUCUUUGAAUGUUUCUAUUUUGUUUUUAUUUCAAUGACCACAAUCGGAUUUGGAGAUUAUGUCCCUCGAGACCCUUGGUUCAUGAUCGGUUCUAUAGUUUAUUUAGUGUUUGGAUUGGCGCUGAUGUCGAUGUGUAUUAAUGUGGUUCAGGCUAAGCUGAGCGAUACUUUUAAACAAGCUUCUGCUAAAAUUGGAGCUACUAUGGGCUUAGAGGUGGAAGAGGAGGAGGCAGGGGCAGAGGAAGAAGAAGAAGAAGAAACGGAAAGCAAAAAAGAGGAGGGUGAAAGCGAGAAGGUUAUGGAUAAAGAAGAUGGCAUGAAAAUUGAUAAUAUCGAUUAAAGAUUCGUUGUUAUGUUUUUUGUUAUUAUUUAUAUAAUAAAUAUGUUAGUGUUUUUAA
Messenger RNA from Anthonomus grandis grandis, 2094 nucleotides. RefSeq names its product TWiK family of potassium channels protein 18-like. The record is from RefSeq and is a predicted model, not a curated record. The transcript is spliced from 6 exons. Gene Ontology annotation, biological process: potassium ion transmembrane transport; stabilization of membrane potential. Gene Ontology annotation, cellular component: membrane. The coding region runs from base 531 to 2036 and encodes 501 amino acids. NCBI's taxonomy places the organism in Eukaryota, Metazoa, Arthropoda, Insecta, Coleoptera, Curculionidae. Gene Ontology annotation, molecular function: potassium ion leak channel activity.